Molecule: messenger RNA, 504 nt
Organism: Nannizzia gypsea CBS 118893
Lineage: Eukaryota; Fungi; Ascomycota; Eurotiomycetes; Onygenales; Arthrodermataceae
Exons: 1
Coding region: 1-504 (167 amino acids)
Biological process (GO): fungal-type cell wall organization
Source: RefSeq, a predicted model, not a curated record
AUGCGGCUCUCAAAUAGCCCGGUCUACAUACUGGCAGCAUGCUCUCUUCUAUCUACAGCUGUCUUUGCGGCUGACCACGCCCAACCUGAAGCUUUACCCACACGGGGCAAGGGAGUGCGCUCUAACAACGAGCACGAUUAUUCCGCCCCAGAGCCAAGCGCUGUUAUCGAGAAACGAGCCAUAGUCGAUGCGCCAGCAGAUCCAGUGCCAACAGUGCCUAUCCAGGUCUCGCCGGUCACAAUGGUUUGGGUCGACGGAGUACAGGUGCCUUACACACAAACAUUCCCGCCCUUCCCUGACCCAUGGCCGUCCCCGAAACCCGGACAGAUUGGCCUGGGUAAUAUUCAGGGAGAAGUCGGAAAGACGACCACGAUUAAAGCUCGCAGCCUCCCUACGGACGAGCCUGAGCUUGAGCCAGUGUUUGCGCGCCAGUGCCGAACACUCGAAUGCGGUAAAAGCCGUGAGCAGAAAGCGGAGAGAGCUGAGGAUGAAAACAAUGCUUGA